UUUAUACGGUUUAUCAUAUGUCCUUCUUGUUUAUCCCUUAUUUUUCGACAAACUUCGUAAACGUACUUAUAUUUGUAAUUUUGACACUGAGUACUGACAGAAUAUCACUUGCAGAGUUGACGGUUGACAUUUAUUAUCACUAUCCACUUAUGAAUUGUUUUUCUUCGUUUAUUUAGGAACAGCUCGCGGCUCGCGGCGCACCUCUAUCGGCACUGUGCAGUAACCAACAUUAAUCGUGUGCGACGUACAUACGUACUGAAAAUUUACAGUUUAUAGUAUAGGAUUGAAAGCGUUCUUAAGUUAUGAGUGAAUUAAGACACGGCAAAUUGCCUCCUGUGGCAGUUCUAGACGGUGGUUUAUCAUCGCAACUGUCGGUUCACGUGGGGACGACUGCUGACGGCGACCCAUUAUGGAGCGCCAAAUUCCUGCAAACACAUCCCGAAGCGGUCGUCAACACUCAUCUUGACUUUAUGCGUGCCGGCUCCGACAUUGUUGAGACCAACACGUACCAGGCAUCUGGGGGAUUCGUGAAACACCUUGGUCUAACACCCGAAAGGGGAUUUGAACUCAUCAAGACUGCUGUGGGUCUUGCCAAGAAAGCAAGGGACAAGUACCUUGAAGAGUGUAUUGAAAAUGGCUCUAAAAUUCGUACACCCCUCAUCGCCGGAUCUGUCGGACCAUUCGGAGCUCACUUAAAUGAUGGUUCGGAAUACAGUGGCAACUAUGCUGACAAAACACCAGAGGAAAUCAUGAGAGAAUGGCAUACUCCAAGAAUAAAGGCACUUGUAGAAGCAGGUGUUGAUAUCAUUGCAUUGGAAACAAUUCCAUGUGAAAAAGAAGCACAAGUAUUGGUGGAAAUGCUAAAACAAUACCCUGACAUGAAAGCCUGGUUGUCUUUCAGCUGUAAAGAUGGGACCUCUCUGGCUAAUGGAGAAAACUUUCAACAGGUGGCUAAACAAUGCUGGGACUCAAACCCAAAGCAACUAUUGGGUAUAGGGGUGAACUGUUGCUCACCAUUAAUAGUGGCAGAACUAUUUAAUGGCAUAAAUGAUGACAGGAAAGAAUCUCCAAUACCAUUGAUCACAUAUCCAAACUCUGGGGAGAAGUACAAUCCUGAGCUUGGUUGGGUACACAAAGACCAGUGUGUGCCCAUGGACAGGUUUGUGGAACUGUGGCUAGAUAUGGGAGUGAGGUACAUUGGAGGCUGCUGCAGGACUUAUGCAUCUGAUAUUGCUAAGAUUCGCACACAAAAAGUGUUUGGCAUAACUAUAAGAAAGGAACAGAGAGGAAAAAUUAAAACAUUGUUAAAACAAAAUGAGGAACUCAAAGAGCAGAAUUUAAAAAUAACAUUAGAUAUAACAAAAUUGAAGAAGGAUAUGGGAAAGUUAAAUGACGAGAAGUUUUCUGACUAUUUAACGUUGAUGAGAGAACGCGACGCGCGCUACACACUCUACUUUGAGAACUUAGAACUACAGUUGAAACUCAAAUUGGAUGGAGGCGCGUUUCCCGUGGGCGACACUUACGGAGAUCCUGUUGUACUCAGAAUCGCGCUGGAUAGAUGCAGGGAGCAGCUGUCCAAAACUCAAUCCGAACUAAAGAAAAAGACGGAAGAGUAUUCCGUGACAGUUCCGCGACGAGAAUACGACACUCUCGAAGCUAAACACUGCGACAUCACUAAGCAGCUGGAUGCAUUACAGAAAGAAUUUCACGCACUCCAGGAGUCAUACAAUAAGCUGAGAGGCUCAAUGAAAAAUGUAGAAGAAGAGUUAAUGGAAGUAAAAGAGCGUUGCAGCGAGCUGGAAAGGGCGGGCACUCCUCGACCGCAGUGGGACCUGUGCGCAGAUUUUAUCGGUGGGGGAAGAGACAGAUGGUGGCAAUUAGCGAGUGGUCUAUCCUCCCGGGACACCCUUCGAGUUCUCCUGAAGGAACUGGGUCCCGCAGCGGAGAGCGAGCACCUCGAAUACUUUGAUGGCCUUGGCACAGAUCCUGCGAUACCACCCUACCUCCGCUACGAAGGCAAGAUCAGGAAUUUGCGGCUGUCACGGCGAGAGAUCAGCGUCAUCAUCAACGACAUUUGGCUCGGCAAGGAGGACCAUAUGGAUAUGUCCAUGCAAGACUACGUCACGAAAUACUUUGAGGAUAGGUACCAGCAGCCGUCGGUGCGUUUCGAGUGGGCGUACAACGUGUGCGCAGGCGCGGAGCAGCAGCUGGACGAGCCGUCCGUGCGGCUGUUCUGGGCGGUGCUGCACUCGCAGCUGGCCGAGCCGGUGUACUGGGGCCUGCGCCGGCACUGGCGCACGCUCAGGGACCACGCCUACAACCACGCUGAUGGACGAGAGUCUAUAACUAUAGAAGAAUUUGAGAAGGUUGCGAAAUCAUCAUUUCCGCUAAAGAGUGAAGUGGACAUCAAGAACUUAAUGGACGUCGUAAAACAACUUAAAAUGAAGAUCAACAGCAACACAAUCAUCUUGGACAAACUGUUUCAUGAAAAUGAAGAAGGUUUCGACCGCGUGGAACUGGCGCGCGAGCUGUACCGGCAGCGGCAACUAGCACAGGACAAAUACUUGCGCGAGCUGCUCGCUGCGCUCGGCGGUCGGAGCGCCGCCAACAAGCCAGUCACUGUUGAAGCUCUUAAACGGGCCUUCGCUAUACUGGACCCGGCUAUAGAUCACAUACAGAUGGAGCGCUACAUUCGUUGGGCGUUUUCGGAUACUACUUCAGAUUUGAAAAGCAUUAGUCCCAUACCUUAAACCCUGGCAGCUAGACUAGCCGCAGGGGAUAUAGAACGUGGGCCCCGGCACAAAGGCUUUAAGAGAUCAUCAUAUAAAUAAGACGUGAUUGUAAAUUACAUUUAAAAAUAUAUUUC
This is a messenger RNA of Manduca sexta (tobacco hornworm), 2866 nucleotides long. Its product is annotated as translin-associated factor X-interacting protein 1. Gene Ontology annotation, biological process: S-methylmethionine cycle. The record is from RefSeq and is a predicted model, not a curated record. Lineage: Eukaryota; Metazoa; Arthropoda; Insecta; Lepidoptera; Sphingidae. Gene Ontology annotation, molecular function: S-adenosylmethionine-homocysteine S-methyltransferase activity.